Formica exsecta is the source of this 2015-nucleotide messenger RNA. It is a transcript of the gene AkhR, whose product is annotated as gonadotropin-releasing hormone II receptor. The transcript is spliced from 9 exons. Gene Ontology annotation, molecular function: G protein-coupled receptor activity; adipokinetic hormone receptor activity; peptide binding. Gene Ontology annotation, biological process: G protein-coupled receptor signaling pathway. The coding region runs from base 615 to 1850 and encodes 411 amino acids. The record is from RefSeq and is a predicted model, not a curated record. NCBI's taxonomy places the organism in Eukaryota, Metazoa, Arthropoda, Insecta, Hymenoptera, Formicidae. Gene Ontology annotation, cellular component: membrane.
UAUUUUUUUUUUUCUUGGGCGCGUCGUUUCAUCCUAAAUACGUAGAACAUUAAUCAGGUUUUAUUGUUCGACAAAUUGCAUUAUAUCGAUAUGUCGAUACGUGAGUACAAGCGAGGGAGGAUUCUUAAUUGAACUAUAUCAACAAUUUUAUUCGAUAAAACUAUAUUCUGCGAACACGUAUUACGUCAUAUAAAAGAAUCCUGUACAAAUUAAUAUAUAUUUUUUGCUUUUGCCAUAAAUUACUUAUGUAUUAAACUAUAAUAUGCGGUUUUGAAUUAUUACGUAUUACAUAUUAUUAUUAUUAUUACGUAAUCUUGUGUACAAGUAAGGCUUUUGAUUUUAAUCUAAGCGUGUUUUUGGAUGAAAACAUGAUGGUUUGUUUUUUUGUAAAAUAAUAACGUAAACGAUUGUUUGACUGAAAUGAGACAAGUCAGCGUUGUAUCGACUUUGUCUGCACAUUCGUCUGCAUUAUAUUGUGAAAAUAACGAGGACCUAGAUAAGGAUCGCGACAUUUAUUGAUGCCCGUCGAAGAAGAUUAUUUUUCCCUGGCAUAUAUGUUGAAAUCUCUUAUCGGACCUUUUAUACUAUGAAGUAAUAAGCUCAUCCUCAACAAUAUGGCGAUGCAGUUAAGCGAAAGUGAGAAUGAAGAAAGUGUCAAGUGCAACGACACGGAAUUGCCGAGCGAAAUGCGUUUCAAUGACGGUCACCUCGUGACGAUAAUCACUUACAGCAUUCUAAUGAUAAUAUCGGCCGCCGGGAACAUUACCGUGCUGAUAAUGACUAUAAUAAAGAAGCGAAAAUCCAAGUCUCGUAUACACACUCUCAUAAUGCACUUGUCGAUCGCCGAUCUCCUUGUGACAUUCUUAAUGAUGCCGUUUGAAAUCGGAUGGUCGAUAACAGUAUCGUGGGAAGCCGGAGACGCGAUGUGUCGUAUAAUGGCUUUCUUCAGGAUGUUUGGUCUAUACCUUUCAUCCUUUGUAAUAGUUUGCAUAAGUAUAGACAGAUAUUACGCUGUAAUGCGGCCUCUCCAGAUACUGGAUGUUUACAGGAGAGGAAAAAUAAUGCUGAUGUUUGCGUGGAUUGGCUCCGUGCUGUGCUCCUUGCCGCAGAUGUUGGUGUUUCAUCUCGAGACGCAUCCGAAUUACACCUGUUACACCCAAUGCGUAACUUUCAACUUCUUCCCGUCAUACGUGCACGAAAUUUCCUACUCUUUAUUCAGCAUGUUGAUAAUGUAUUGGUUCCCACUCAUCGUAAUAUUCUACACUUAUAGCAGUAUUUUCAUGGAGAUCUGCCGCAGGUCCAAAGAGAAGAGCGAAGAUAAAAUACGUCGUUCCUCGAGCGGUUUUCUAAAUCGAGCGCGGGUACGCACUUUAAAAAUGACGAUAACCAUUAUUGCCGUAUUUAUUAUCUGUUGGAGUCCUUACUACGUGAUGAGUGUUUGGUACUGGUUCGAUCGAUCGUCAGCCCAGAAAGUCGACAAACGCAUUCAAAGAGCCCUUUUCUUCUUCGCGUGCACCAAUUCCAGCAUGAACCCCAUCAUCUACGGUAUUUUUAACAUACGUCAGAGAAACAAAGCAAAGAUUCAAUCCCAUCCCCUUUUGAGAUGCAUCAACACAACUAUGGAACUUCCAGUAGUCGCAUACGCCAAAGAUUCCAUUUUCACCAUUUUCGUAAUUGCCUUGCCGAUUCUCUUUAAUCCCUCGACUUCAUAUAACAGACGCUCAUCGCAUGAUCGUGGCGCCGAUGCGUGCAGCCACCAUGGAGACCCGGCUCACGCCGCUGUCUCUGUCGGUCAAGCUCCUCGAUUGACAAUGAACGCGACGUUCGCCAGAUCAAACAGAUGUGUCUAGAAGAAUUAACCGACGUCUCGGUGCGUAUUCGCAUCUUUCUAUGAAAAGGAGCAAUCAUGCAAUUGUGACUCGAACGACACAUAUUCGCCGUCCAUACGCGAUGCAAACCCUAUAUAGCAUCGUGUACACAGAACUAUUAAAAAAAGUCUUCUAUUUAUAUAUUUU